Molecule: messenger RNA, 903 nt
Organism: Miscanthus lutarioriparius
Lineage: Eukaryota; Viridiplantae; Streptophyta; Magnoliopsida; Poales; Poaceae
Source: the annotation of a GenBank genome assembly
AUGAGGCUGAUUCCAGCUGGCUGGUGGCCGGUGAUGGCCACGGUGGUGCCACGCGUCCAUGGAGGGGCACAGCUCCUCCCGCGAUGCAUUGGGGCGGCGAGGCCACGGCAGCAGCCUAUGCGGCCAUGGAGAACCCGCGACCUAGGCGGCCGGAUGCGGUGGCGUUUGAUGGUGCUGCUGCUCAAGGUGCACCGCGCCGCGGGGAAGCUCAUGGGCGCCGCCUCCGCUGCGCUGUCCGUCGCCGCCGCCGCGCGGAGGUGGGUGGCGGCGGGGCGAACCGACACCGACGCAGGCGCCGCGUCGCACGAGGAGAGCCCCGCUGUGUGCACUAGGUUCUACGGCUUCCUCUGCACCUCCCUCGUGCUCUCCAUGCUCCUCCUCGCCGCCGACGUCGCCGCGCACCUCCAGGGCUGGCACCUCGCCGUCAACGUCCCUGACUUGCUCGCUGUCAAGGGCCUCUUCUCCGCCGGGUACGCGCCCUGGGUGCGCAUACGCCUCGAGUACCUCGUAGCGGCUGGAUGUGCGCGCCGGCCACACCUGGCGACCACGCCCAGAGGCCGAAGGACGCAAGGAGCGACGGUGUGGCCGACGGUGUGGCGGGCGCGGUGGCGUGGGGGAGGAGGAGGUCCGGGGCGGCGCGGAGGAGGAGGUGGUGUGGGAGGAAGGCGUUGCCAGCGCGCGAGGCCUCCUACCGGCUGCCUCGAUUGCUCCGGGGGCGAUGGCCGACGGGAUGGGGAGGGAGGCCGCGACUGCUGUAGUGGCGGUGGAGCUAGAGGAUUCGACCAAGCGGAAGUCGUGCAGACCACAGAAAACGCAAAGGCAAACGCGCACGCACAUGCAGCCGCGCGGACACCGGACCAAGAUGAAGAACAGAGCCCCCACCCCACCACCACGCGGUUGUGA